Molecule: messenger RNA, 2149 nt
Organism: Callorhinchus milii (elephant shark)
Lineage: Eukaryota; Metazoa; Chordata; Chondrichthyes; Chimaeriformes; Callorhinchidae
Product: cholesterol side-chain cleavage enzyme, mitochondrial
Exons: 9
Coding region: 83-1651 (522 amino acids)
Biological process (GO): cholesterol metabolic process; cellular response to peptide hormone stimulus; cortisol metabolic process
Cellular component (GO): mitochondrial inner membrane
Molecular function (GO): oxidoreductase activity, acting on paired donors, with incorporation or reduction of molecular oxygen; iron ion binding; heme binding
Source: RefSeq, marked provisional
AUGGGAUAUAAAAACUGCCGCCAAUGAAGAAGUAAUCAGACUUGAAAAGUAAAUGCACUGAUCAUUUCAACCCAUUCGAAGCAUGGUUAUAAUGAUUAGAUACAGAUUCCGGUUACCUGCAUUUGGCAGUAUUUAUGGUAACCGACAAUCUGUUGCCUGUCCAGAAAAUAAAAAUGCAUUCAUCAUCCACAGAAAUAAUUCAGCAACAAGCAAAAUCUAUGUUUCUUCUUCCAAUAAUGCUCUGAAAUCUUACGAUACAUUGCCAGGAGAGUGGAAAUCCAAGUGGAGUACCCUCUAUAAGAUCCUGAAGAAAAAUGAUUUCAAAAAUUUACAUAAAAUCAUGGUAAACAAAUUCGAUAUGUAUGGACCGAUUUUCAGGGAACAGAUUGGUCACUAUGGUAGUGUAAACAUUAUUAAGCCUGAGGAUGCUGCUACUUUGUUUAAAGCUGAAGGCAUGUUUCCAAGAAGACUGAGUGUAUUACCAUGGUUGGAUUACAGAGAACACAGAAAGCAAAAAUGUGGAGUACUGUUACAAAAUGGGGAAGAGUGGCGAAAAACUCGAAUGGUUUUGAAUAAAGAAGUUAUUGCACCCAACAUUAUUCAUAAGUUUGUGCCAUUCAUUAAUGAUGUAGUGCUGGAUUUUGUGUCCAUGCUUCACAAACGGAUUAAGGAGAAUAGCAAAGAUGAAUGGACAUUUGAACCCAUGAAUGACCUCUUCAAAUUUUCACUUGAAUCCAUUUGCCAUGUAUUAUAUGGAGAACGUCUUGGUUUACUAGAGGAUUCACAAAAAACAGCAUGUCAACAAUAUAUUGAUUCCAUUACAUUGAUGUUCAGAACCACAACACCGAUGCUUUACAUUCCGCCUCGUUUACUGAAACUUAUCAACUCAAAGAUCUGGGUAGACCAUGUUGAUGCUUGGGAUGUCAUUUUUGCUCAUGCAAAUAUCUGUAUAGAAAAAAUACGCCAACAGUAUAAUCUGGGACUGAUAAAUGAAAAAGAGUAUUCUGGGGUUCUUGCAAAUCUUCUGAUAAAAGAGAAGCUACCAAUAGACAACCUCAAGUCUAGCAUUGUGGAGCUUAUGGCAGGUGGAGUUGACACGACCUCAAUCACUUUGUUAUGGACUAUGUACGAGCUUGCCAGGAACCCCAACCUACAGGAGAAAUUACGAAAUGAGAUUCUAGCAGCUGAGCAGGAAACACAUGGUGAUCUAUUCAAGACGUUACAAUUUGUGCCACUAGUGAAAGCUACACUGAAGGAAACACUGAGGCUGUACCCAGUAGCAGUAAGCUUACAGAGAUAUAUAACUGAAGAUAUUGUAUUGCAGAACUAUGUAAUACCAACUGGGACCUUAGUACAAGUGGGCUUAUAUGCAAUGGGAAGAAAUGCAGAGAUUUUUACCAACCCAGAGCAGUACAUCCCAGAAAGGUGGUUGAAAACAGAAACUAACUAUUUCAAAAAUCUAGGUUUUGGGUUUGGGUCUCGGCAGUGCAUUGGUCGCAGGAUUGCAGAAACAGAAAUGCAGCUGUUUCUAAUUCAAAUGCUGAAGAACUUCAACAUUGAAACAAGUGGGCUUCCCAAAUUGAACACAAACUUUGAUCUUAUCCUUGUACCAGAGAUUCCCAUAAAUUUAACCUUAAAGAUCAUUAAUUGAGAAAUAUGUGUUUGGAAGGGAAUGAAACAGUGGUAAAUGCCUUAAAACAUUGUAAGAUUAGCAAAUAUGAGAAAAAUUAGAUGCCUUGAUUGCAGAUAUGUCCUUUAUCAAACAAGUACAGUAACAUGCUUAAUUUUCUUAAUAAUUGAAUCAGAUGUACUUCCUAGAUAUGUGCACAUUUUAUAACAAAUUAUUCUGGUCAUAGAUUUAUUAGUGUGGUUAGUUGUUGGCCAGUUAUUUUUAAGCAAAUUAUUUAGAAUUUUACCUUGCCUCAAUCAUCGUAUGCUUUGAUUCCAUUUUGGGCAUAUUUAUAAAUAUUCUAUGUCCCAAUAUCAUAAGAGCAAAGAAUAAUUGUACAAAUUGUUCAUCAUGGAUUUGAAAUUCUAGUAAAGAUAUAGAUCAGCCAUGAUCUAAUUAAAUGGUGGAACAGGCUCGAGGGGCUGAAUUGCCUACUCCUGGUCCUAUGUUCCUAUUAAUAAAAGUUUUGUGAACGCCUUU